AUGCGACAAGGAGGCCAAGGAGACGAGGAUCAACCGGAUUAUUACUCCGUUCGCAUGGGAACACUGAAUCAGAACAGCGGCGGAAUAACGAGAUACAUAACUCGGAUCAUAAAACACGAGGCAUACAGCGAGAGCGACAUCUACAAUGACGUUGCAGUCCUCGAGCUUAAUGAGCCAGUGGUGUUCACCAACAACGUUCAGCCCAUCACCUUGGCUAGCAACGAUGCCGAUAAGUACGUGGACUGGCCGUCUACUACAUCUGGAUUCGGAGUCACUAGCUAUAAUGGACCCACAUCCCCCGUCCUCUUGAAGGCUGAUCAGGUGAUCGUCUCUGGGGAGGCCUGCCAAGCCUAUUACGGAUCCUUUGUCCAGCCAGCGGGAAUGAUCUGCUCCGGACAGGGAAAGGAGACAACAUGCAGUGGUGACAGCGGCGGACCACUUUGGGUGACCGAGAACGAUCAGCCAACCCUGGUGGGAGUCCCAUCCUGGUCGGUCCGUGGCUGCCAGGCUACCGGCUUUCCUGCGGUAUACGCCCUCGUUACCUACUACUACAAAUCGAUCAUGGAUGCCGUCGCCACGCUGUCACCUUAAGUCUUAAGUCGUUAACACUUUGUCGCGUCUGACGUCAUCGGCGCUUGACGGUGACCCCACUGUUUCGGUAUCAUGCAUGUAUUGGAUUCUAAUUCAAUGAAGUAAGAAGCAAUGAUUAAAAUACAAUGGUUCAU
Molecule: messenger RNA, 725 nt
Organism: Priapulus caudatus
Lineage: Eukaryota; Metazoa; Priapulida; Priapulimorpha; Priapulimorphida; Priapulidae
Product: trypsin-like
Exons: 6
Coding region: 1-591 (196 amino acids)
Biological process (GO): proteolysis
Molecular function (GO): serine-type endopeptidase activity
Source: RefSeq, a predicted model, not a curated record